Messenger RNA from Aureobasidium subglaciale EXF-2481, 890 nucleotides. RefSeq lists its product as uncharacterized. The transcript has a single exon. The record is from RefSeq and is a predicted model, not a curated record. NCBI's taxonomy places the organism in Eukaryota, Fungi, Ascomycota, Dothideomycetes, Dothideales, Saccotheciaceae. The coding region runs from base 197 to 592 and encodes 131 amino acids.
GUGGGAUGCGGCGAGGCUUGCAAGCGACAGUGUUCUCCCUGUCGCUUGCCUUGGGUCCUGAUUUUUCGUUCCUGCAACGUCUUGCAAGACUACACGCAUACCAGGAUUGAUUGCUGGGAAUAAGCAACAUCAGGCCUCGAGUCUUGAACGAGCUGGAGCGUUGGACUGAAGUUUCCCCGCUAACGCCAUCAAUGACAUGGCUCGCCCAGACGCUUCAUUUCUUGCACCGGCCUUCAGCACCAUUUCAUCCUCUAAUUAUUCUCCUCAUCAAUCACCGCUCGCGCGCUCUGAAUCGUCAUCAAUCCUGGCGUUGAAUCGCAGCAGCAAUCUUAACCCUUCAGGACCUUCUGAUCGGAAAAGACCAAGACUUUCCUCCUCCGUCUCCUCGAAUAAGCAGAAUUCGCAGAGAAGACCUCGACCUCCGCCAUUGUCAUCUAAGUCUAGCAGUCUGAUACCGACCGUGUGCAUCGAGCCUGCUCCUGCCGACCCGUGGUCUACGAGAACAUUGACAAUGUCUUCACCCUCAUCCUCCAACCUGCCUCAGCAGUCCCCUGCCGCAGACUUGUUGCGGCAAGCAAUGAUGCAAAAGUAAGCUUGCUCCGCUUCUUUCCCUUGUGCUUUCGAUCUUCUGCCUUCGUCCUCGGCCGAUCCGGCGUCUCCGCUGUAUUUUCUAUUCAACCCGGUGCAGCCAUGCUUCGGACCACUGGGUGCUCGCUGGAAUGCUCAGUUGCCGGCAGCCGCUUCUAGAAGCACAAAGGCCAUGUGGAGAGUAAUCAAUGUGUUCUUCUCCCGCCGGCUUUUGCAGCGAAAAAAAGCUGUGGCAGAUGGCCGUAAUCUGCAGCCGCUCGUCAUCGGUCGGUCCGAACGCUCGACAGUGGAGCAGCCAAUUG